ACGUCGAUGGGCGGCCGGUUUCAGCUGGCUGCGUUGCCGGGGAAACGAGACCUCUAUAAAUACUAUCGGUAUCCUUUAUCCGUCUCCUCUAGUUUCCGCACGGCUCCGGGUGAACGAACCUCAGCGGGACUCGACGGCGAGAAGGGGACCCGUAUUUCUUUUUAUCCCAGAAUUUUUUUUUUAUUUGGUCUAAUGGACAAACUCUUUGUAAAUGCUUUUUAAGAAUAAUCACAUUAGGAAAGCACACACUGGCUACUCAGCAGGCCCUGGCCUUGAGUCUUAUUUGAAAGGGUUUAACUUUACUGGUGAGCCCCCUUGGCUGCUCUGCACGUGAUAAAAGCUACACAGCAUUUCAUCACUUUCAUAUCCAAUUCUUUGUGGCCUAUCUAAAGGUUUUCCUGUGACCAUGAACACUCUCACCUCUGCUGAGUUUGAAUUCUCUUUCCUGGAGGAGGGCUUCUCUGCCCGGGACAUAGUUGAGCAGAAGAUCAAUGAGUCAUCCAUGACGGAUGACAGGGAUGCCUUCUAUGUAUGUGACUUGGGGGAUGUGCUAAAGAAGCAUUUGCGAUGGAUGAGGACCAUGCCUCGUGUCACUCCCUUCUAUGCCGUCAAAUGCAAUGACAGCCGGGCUGUGGUUAUGACCUUGGCUUCCCUAGGGGCUGGCUUUGACUGUGCAAGCAAGAUGGAGAUCCAGCUGGUUCAAUCUCUAGGAGUGGAUCCAAGCAGAAUCAUAUAUGCAAAUCCUUGCAAGCAAGUUUCUCAGAUCAAAUAUGCUUCUACCCACGGUGUCCGAAUGAUGACCUUUGAUAGCGAAGUGGAACUCAUGAAAGUUGCCCGCUGUCAUGACAAUGCCAAGUUGGUGCUCCGAAUUGCCACAGAUGAUUCAAAGGCGAUAUGCCGUCUGAGUGUGAAGUUUGGGGCCCCCCUCAAGGCGUGCCGGGGUCUGCUCGAGCGAGCCAAGGAACUGGGGCUAGAUGUGAUUGGAGUCAGUUUCCAUGUAGGCAGUGGCUGCACUGACCCUGAAACCUUCACGCAAGCCAUCUCUGAUGCCCGCUGUGUCUUUGAUAUGGGGGAUGAACUGGGCUUUAACAUGAACUUGUUGGACAUUGGCGGUGGAUACCCUGGUUCAGAUGAUGUCAAACUUAAAUUUGAGGAGAUUGCAGUAGUAAUCAACCUGGCACUGGACAAGUACUUUUCGGCUGACUGCGGUGUGAGGAUCAUUGCUGAGCCAGGUCGCUACUAUGUGGCCUCUGCUUACACACUGGUGGUCAACAUCAUUGCCAAGAAGGUCAUCCUGAAUGAGCAGUCGGCACCUGAUGAGGAAGACGAUGGGACCAAUGACAGGACCCUGAUGUACUAUGUCAACGAUGGAGUUUACGGUUCCUUCAACUGUAUUCUCUAUGACCACGCUCACUGUCUUCCAACUUUACACAAGAAGCCAAAGCCAGAUGAAGUAAUGUACCACUGCAGUAUCUGGGGCCCAACAUGUGACGGCCUCGACCGCAUUGCUGAGCAGUGUAGCUUGCCUGAUCUGCAGGUGGGAGACUGGUUGGUGUUUGAGAAUAUGGGUGCUUACACUGUGGCUGCUUCCUCUACCUUCAAUGGCUUCCAAAGGCCAGAUAUUUACUAUGUCAUGUCCCGCCCUGCCUGGCAACACGUCCAGCAAAUCUGUGCACAGGGCAUGCCUGUCCAUGUGGAGGAGUCUUGCCCGGCUGGUAUCCCAGCUUGCUGUGGCCGAGAAAGUGGCUUGGAGAUCCCUGCUAAGCCUUGCCAGACCCGUGUGGUUUAAGGACAUCAACACAGCACCAUUCUCCAGAUCUAGCAUCCUGUGUCACUAUAUAGUCUAGUUUUGUUUUUGUUUUUUUCUCAAAUGUAUACACGCGAAAGGCCAGUUACUUGACAGGAGAACGAGAUGGACAUGUUAGUGCACAAAAUUCUGUUCUGUAUGGAAGCUGGGGGUAAACCCUCCCCUCACUGAAAUGAGGCUGAAAUACUCUGUCAAUGUGGGUUCAUGGCAGACUGUCACAGGGCAACAUUUUCUUUUUUUUCUGUUCUCAAAACUCUUCAUAGUUUUCUCUCUUUGGACAACUGGAACAUUAGUGUAUGAAGAAUCUCAAGCUGAGCUGGAGCAGUGCAGGGAAUGAACAACUCGCCGCCUUGUUCUGUACCAUAAAUGAGUUCACCAUCAUUUAGUUUUCUCUUCAACCAUGGAACUAGAACAUAUGUAAAUUUUCUUUCAAUUUCCACAAAUUAAGUUAUUUAAGUACUACUAAUUGAUCUUAACUUGCAGCAAAGUAAUAAAUGUUUUAGCCAGAAGUCUCCCUUAAGAAUGGGCUGUAACUAAUCCAAAUUUGCUUCUAAAAGUCCGUAAGUGGGAUUCUGUGUAAUAUAUACCUGCAUUUUUAUGAAGCCCUGUUAUAGCUGAAGCCACAUCCAUAAUUUAUAAUUCACAAAGGCGUUUAGAGGGGUGAUUUAUUUCCUCAGGAAUGGCUGCUACAUGUAUAUAUAUAUCUUUCCCCCUGUGGUCUCCACUUCUGUACAGAACCCCUUAAGAUGAAAUACAGGGACUCAAAAAGCAAACUGUCCCUCUCCUCUUCUCCUUUUCUGUUUUUAUAUAUAUAUAUAUUUAACUGUUAUCCUAAGCAGUAAGCCUAUUUGUGACUUAAAUGAUUAACAAUACAUUUCAAAAUGGAUUUGAAAGAGAGGGGAUUGCACAUUUGUAUUGCUUUCCUAUGGAAACUUUCUUUUUUUAAUUUUGUAUUCUUUUUUUAAUAAAAAAAAUUAGGUGCGA
Molecule: messenger RNA, 2791 nt
Organism: Lampris incognitus (smalleye Pacific opah)
Lineage: Eukaryota; Metazoa; Chordata; Actinopteri; Lampriformes; Lampridae
Gene: odc1
Product: ornithine decarboxylase 1
Exons: 11
Coding region: 407-1789 (460 amino acids)
Cellular component (GO): cytoplasm
Molecular function (GO): ornithine decarboxylase activity
Source: RefSeq, a predicted model, not a curated record